UUCCCCAAGAAAGCAAAAAAGAAAAACAAAAGACAAAACGGAAGCUUCAAGCAUCGACUAGAAACAGAGUGGAGAGCAAUUCACAGUUGACGAAAAGCAAAAAAGAAAGCAGCCAUCGGGUUUUUCGAACAGUCCGGUAGACGACACCCGAUCCGGUUUGUCUUCGCGAACCAAUAACCACCGAAGCAAGUUCAAGCGGCGUCGUUUCAUAUGGAUGUGUCGGAGCUUUGGGCGAUCUUCGGGCCAGGCGUAGCCGGCGCCGUGUUCGGAGCCGGUUGGUGGUUCUGGGUCGACGCCGUCGUUUGCAGCUCCGUCAAGGUCUCCUUCGUCCACUACCUCCCUGGCAUAUUUGCAUCUUUGGCGGCGUUGAUGUUCAAUUGCGUUAAAAAGGAAGACAUUGAUUACUCUCCGUACGAAGAGGGCGAGUGGAGGUUGAAGCUUUGGCUGUUCAUUGCCUAUGUUGUAGCCUUUGUAUCUCUAGCGGCAUCGGUGGGUUUGCUAAUACAGGAUUCACUUGUGACAACUGGUCCUCCAGUGUGGACAGGAGUUGCUGGUGUCUUGCAAUCAGUUUUUGUGUUGAUCAGUGGGCUAAUUUAUUGGACCGCUCACCCGGAGUAAGUAGGGAUGUAUGAGCGGUACCUUUUCCUUUGGAACCUGGAUUUCACAACUGAGGGAAUUGGCUGUGUAUGUGUAUCAUUUAACUUCUUCAAACAGUUGGACCAAGGAGACAGAAAGAUGAAUGGUAGAUAGGGUUCGAAUUCCAUUUCCAUAGUUAAUAUGGAAGGUAUUUUUCACCGUUGUAAAUGUUUAUAUUGUCCCACCAGUCUUGUUUAAAUUGCUAAAACUAAGGCAAUGCCUUUUUGCCUUGUCAAAAUCUGAGUUUGUUUGCCUGUCUUUCUUACGUUAUUUCACAACCCCGCAUGAUGUGAGGGCUUAUGAUAAUACAUUGAUUAUAUCAAAUUACUUGGUCAUGAUGAUCCAUUCAGUUA
Messenger RNA from Prunus dulcis (almond), 989 nucleotides. Its product is annotated as transmembrane protein 50 homolog. The transcript is spliced from 4 exons. Gene Ontology annotation, biological process: protein targeting to vacuole; late endosome to vacuole transport via multivesicular body sorting pathway. The record is from RefSeq and is a predicted model, not a curated record. The coding region runs from base 211 to 618 and encodes 135 amino acids. Lineage: Eukaryota; Viridiplantae; Streptophyta; Magnoliopsida; Rosales; Rosaceae.